This is a messenger RNA of Callorhinchus milii (elephant shark), 1054 nucleotides long. RefSeq names its product heat shock protein nuclear import factor hikeshi (gene hikeshi). NCBI's taxonomy places the organism in Eukaryota, Metazoa, Chordata, Chondrichthyes, Chimaeriformes, Callorhinchidae. Gene Ontology annotation, molecular function: nuclear import signal receptor activity; Hsp70 protein binding. The transcript is spliced from 5 exons. Gene Ontology annotation, biological process: protein import into nucleus. The coding region runs from base 183 to 776 and encodes 197 amino acids. Gene Ontology annotation, cellular component: nucleus; cytosol. The record is from RefSeq and is a predicted model, not a curated record.
GCUUCCGGGGCAACAGGUCAGUGGCGACGUUGCUUCCGGUUCCAGAUGCUUCUGCUCUCCCGAAUGGUGGGUGAGAGGCGGCGGCCGGGGUCGGGGCAGUGACAGUGACAUGUCACACACUGGCUCAGGCUGCUGUUGUUGCUGUUGUGUGACCGUAACGGCCGUUGAGGAGGGUUCGGAUCAUGUUCGGAUGUUUGGUGGCGGGGAGACUGGUGCAAACAGAUGCACAGCAAGUUGCCGAGGGCAAAUUUGUAUUUAACCUUCCUGAUUAUGAAAAUGUCAAUCAUGUGGUGGUUUUUAUGCUGGGGACAAUGCCAUUCCCUGUUGGAGCAGGAGGAUCUGUAUACUUCUCAUAUCCAGACAAGAAUGGAAUGCCAGUAUGGCAGUUACUAGGAUUUAUAACUAAUGAAAAACCUAGUGCAAUCUUCAAAAUAUCGGGUUUAAAAUCAGAAGACGGUGGCCAAAAUCCUUUUGGAAUGAUGAAUAUUCCGCAAACUCAAUCUAUUGCCCAAAUUGGGAUUUCUGUGGAACCUACAGAGCUGUUGACGCAGCAGACACCAGUUGCUAGUGCGGCUGUAUCAACAGUCGACUCUUUCACACAGUUUACACAGAAGAUGAUAGACAACUUCUACAACUUUUCAACCUCGUUUGCACUGACUCAGCUUCAAAUGACCCCAAAUCCCUCUGAGAUGUAUAUCCCAGCAAGUGUUGUCUUGAAAUGGUAUGAGAAUUUUCAAAGAAGACAAUCCCAGAAUCCAAAUUUUUGGAAAUCAUAAGCAAUUUGCUACUGAUGUGAAUUAUUACAACCAUGAAUGUUCAUUCUGUAUAAACUGACUUUUUUGCAAAAUCUUUUAUACAAGAUGCUUAUUUACAUCCAUUUUUGAAUAUAUGAUUUUCUUCAGUAAUUCAAAUAAUUUGUAUUUUUUCUGGAUUAAGCUACAACAUAUAACUCUUGAGGUACAAUAUGUGAUAACAGAAUCAUUUUAAUCAAGUCUGCAGUGUCAGUUUCAUUUUUAACUUGUGAUCUGGGAGUAAAUCAGAAUUAAGCACCUGG